UUCACAGCUAUUAAUAAUAGAAAGAGAGAGAUAUAGAGAAAAGAAAUCAUCACUUGCAAAAAAUAUUGUUCCCUCUUCAGCUCUCAUGGACACUUCGAGGGACAAACAACUUCCUUCAGAGACCUCUUGCAUAGCCUCCUCAUCUACAGCUUUUCCACUUCAAGAUUCUCUAAACCACAGCCAAGAACAGAGUUUCAAAGAUGAUUCUAGUCAAGAACUCAAUCUCAUCGACUGCAUAGAUAGCCAGAGUUAUAACGGAUCCACUACAUCCACCGAGCCAAAGCUUUUCUCAUGCAACUACUGUCAAAGAACUUUCUAUAGCUCACAAGCACUUGGUGGUCACCAAAACGCACACAAGAGAGAGAGGACGUUGGCGAAGAGAGGGCAACGUAUGGCAGCUUCAGCCUCGGCUUUUGGACAUCCUUAUGGUUUCUCUCCAGUCUCUUUCCAUGGACAAUACAACAACAGGUCUUUGGGGAUUCAAGCGCAUUCGAUGAGCCAUAAGUUAAGUUCUUAUAACGGAUUUGGUGGUCACUAUGGUCAUGUGAACUGGUCAAGACAACCACUUGAUCAACAACCAGCAAUAGGUAAACUUCCUUCAAUAGAAAAUUUUCAUCAUCAGCAUCAGCAUCAGAUGAUGAUGAUGGAUCCUUCAGUAACUUCACGGUCUAAUAACAUGGCUAGAUCAUCGAGUAACAUAGGAAGGAUUCUAGUAGGGUCACCGACCCUUGAACAAUGGCGAGGAGAGGGGCUAUUGUUAAGCACUAAUCAAGAAGAGCAACAGAAGCUAGACUUAUCCCUCAAGCUCUAAGAUUUCAUUUUCUUGAUUUUUGUAUUUUGUAUCUUUUUACUGUAUUUUAAUAUGAUUGUUAAUCAGUUAGUACUCGUAUGUGUAUAAUAACUCCAUCUAGUAACGAUUUCUGAUGUACAUGUUUUUUUUCUCAUAUAUCUACUUAGUUUGAGAUUUGUUGACUGUAUACAUACAUA
Eruca vesicaria subsp. sativa (arugula) is the source of this 987-nucleotide messenger RNA. NCBI's taxonomy places the organism in Eukaryota, Viridiplantae, Streptophyta, Magnoliopsida, Brassicales, Brassicaceae. The record is from the annotation of a GenBank genome assembly.